AUGCCCGCCCUUCUUCACCUCAUUCUUCCGUCUCUUAUCACCUACGGAGCGGCGGCGCUCAACGCUCCCGCCAUUUUACAGCGUCAACAGUCCCCGCCCGCCGACGACGACCUUAUCGACCCAGUGCUGCAACCCUACUGCGAUUUCUCCUUCUGUUGGCACUGGGGGAGACCACCCCCAGAGCUCUGCCCGCUGGUUCAAAGCUCCUGCGCCAACGACAGCUUCGCCUCGGACAAUAUGGCGGUUCAAGACGGUUUGAACGGCAAGAGACCAAAAUGCGGCAUCAUGCAAUACCAGCGUGACUGCUACUGCAGCCUCAAGACGAGCCUCUCGUGCGCGUGGAAUUGCACGUGGGAAAUAUGGUUUGAGACGGAGGACUGGUUCGCUUCGGUCUGCCCGGACGCCCCGGCGGCAAAGCCGAUCGAUUUCUCCGGGCUUCCGGCGUGCGCGAGAGACUGCCUUGACGACGCCGUCUUCCAGUCCGGAUGCCUGACGCAGACGAGUAAUUGUUUCUGCUCAUACGGCGAUCUGUUUGGCUGUCAUGAGAAGUGCGAGGAGGAAGGGGACCGGCGGCGCAUCGCCGAAUGGCUACGGGCCGUGUGCGACAUCACGCAAGCCAAGGCGGCCGAGGCGCUGGCCACGGGUAAGUUCUCGCCGGGGCAGCCCUUCUUGAAACAAGGCGUCGACGGGGGCAAGGUGAGUCCGCUGCAGCCGGCGAAGAAGCAGCUCAGGUGGGAUGAGGUAUUUGUGGUGACUGCCGUGAGUUUGGCUGCGCUGAUUGGCGUGGUUACUUGGCUUUACAACUGGUGCGCGGUGAGACCCAGGCGGAAGAUUCGCAAGUCAUAG
Messenger RNA from Canariomyces notabilis, 846 nucleotides. RefSeq lists its product as uncharacterized. The coding region runs from base 1 to 846 and encodes 281 amino acids. The transcript has 2 exons. The record is from RefSeq and is a predicted model, not a curated record. Lineage: Eukaryota; Fungi; Ascomycota; Sordariomycetes; Sordariales; Chaetomiaceae.